AUGGCCACUCCAUCUGCAUCGGCUUCAUACAAAAAGAAGGACGGCACACUCACAGUUUCGAAGGACCAGAAAUCGAUAUCAUGGAUUCCAGCGGCGGGCGGUGCUGGGAGUGCGGUGACGGUGCCUGUGCAGAAUAUGACUAAUCUACAGCAAACACCCGCAAGCAACCCCAAAGUCAUGCUCCGAAUCUUCGCGCAACAAAACGAAACUCAAGAACAAUACGUCUUCACGUUUACGUCAGGCACCAACGCCCGUGCCGAAGCAGACGCGAUCAAGGAUGUGCUCAGCGCCGCUAUUGCAGCUGCCAAAGCUUCCUCCGCGCCUGCUGCCCUGGGAGUCGGGACACCGGGCGCCGAGGGAGGAGGAUUAUCGGCGGCGAUGGCGAUGGCGAACGCAAUUUCGUCUUCGGGCACGGGACUCGCUAUCUGGGAUAAUGACGAUAAAUUGAAAACGGAUGCGGAAUUGCAGCAGUCACUACUCAAGUCUGAUGCAAACUUACAACGAAUGUUCAUGGAGUCGCUUCGCACGAGACCGGAGACAUUGUCGGUUGGCCAGUUUGCGUCGCAGUUUUGGUCGAGUCGAGUCCAUUUGUUGCGGGCCCACGCUAUAGAAAGAGCGCAGACCCGAGGGUCGUAUAAUGUGCUGUCGAGCCUGAAACCGCGUACAGACAACAACGUCACAAAACUCAAUAUCACCAAGGAGCAGAUUCAGUUGAUUUUCCAUCAACACCCUCUAGUGAAAAAGGUCUACGAUGAGAAUGUUCCGAAACUGAGUGAGCAGCAGUUUUGGUCCCGGUUUUUCCAGAGUCGGUUGUUUAAAAAGCUUCGAGGGGAGCGUAUAUCUGACUCCGAUGCAACGGAUGCGAUUCUGGAUAAAUACCUGAAAAUUGACGAACAUGCCGACCGGGUUAGAAAUGCGCAGGUACCGCAUUUUAUUGACUUAGCUGGGAAUGAGGUCAAUCACAGUCAACGGCAGGGAAAUCGUCCUGACUUUGAUAUGCGGCCUGCGUCGAUUGACAAAGUCCCUAUUAUUCGGACGUUGAACGCAUUGAGUGAAAGUAUCAUGGCCAACGUGGCACCAGCUGACGGCGAUCCAUCUGCGCCGGUGGGAAUGGAUGAGGAGACGUACAAUCAGCUACUACUACGAGAUCUCAAGGGCGACGAAGAACAGAGCCGGAUUAUCUUGAAUAUUCGCGACCAGAGCCGGUUUUUCGGUCAGGAUAAGGAAAGGGAAGAAAAAGAGAAGAAAGAGGCGUUGUUUGCCCAACGUGAUCCAAAGGAGAUUAUAGUAUCUUUACAAACGGAUCUUGAUCAGACUUUACCCGCUGAUGGCUCGUUUCAUCUUGGGAAAAUCGUUGAGCCGGAUGAAGACGACGAUGAUGAUGAAGACGAGGAAAAGGCCAGCAAAGUGGUUGGAUCAAAGAUCAACAUGCAAAAAGCCUCUAACGAGAUCUUUGGCAUCAUCCGUGAACGGCGCGCACAGGCAGACGUGACGUCUGACUCGGGAACAUGGGGUCUGUCUUCUACACUAUUCGACCGUCUAUCACUCACACACGCAACCUCGACGGAAUUCCUGAACCAGUUCUGGAAUGCCUUUCUAUCCGGCAACCCCGACCGCGCCGGCGAACUCGCCUCGCUCGUCGAAUCCCUCAACCGCGCCAUGGAGCGCAUCAAAGCCGUCGCAACGGACGCAGAGACCGAAAAGGAAACAGAAAUCAAUAAACUCAAACAACACGCGCGCGAAGUCUUUGCGGCUACAGGCAAAAAGAUUCGUGUCAAUCUUGCUGGCGUCGGUGGAGGAGAGAAGGUGGUUAAUCAGUUACUUGGACCGACUAUAUCGGCGCUCAAGUUGGCGGUUGAUAGGUACAAGGAGGCGUUGGCGGAGGCGACGGCUGCGUCCGCCAGGGAAGAUUCAAUGGCUUUAUGA
Messenger RNA from Talaromyces marneffei, 1926 nucleotides. RefSeq lists its product as uncharacterized. The record is from RefSeq and is a predicted model, not a curated record. The coding region runs from base 1 to 1926 and encodes 641 amino acids. Lineage: Eukaryota; Fungi; Ascomycota; Eurotiomycetes; Eurotiales; Trichocomaceae. Gene Ontology annotation, biological process: transcription by RNA polymerase I; transcription by RNA polymerase II; nucleotide-excision repair. The transcript has 2 exons. Gene Ontology annotation, cellular component: transcription factor TFIIH holo complex; transcription factor TFIIH core complex.